AAAAUACCGGAAGUUAAAUGUUUCAGGUGAAGCCGUUCUAAACUGGUUCCAGAGUAGAUAGCAUUUGACUGGGUAGACAAGUGGUAGUUCAUUUAGAAUAUAUAUUAUUAACUAUGGAUAUGAUGACCGGAGAGCUUACAAAACUAUACUUCUACGAAUCCAGGCUUGAAACAUUUAAAGGAUGGCCUUUCGAAGAGGACUGUAGUUGUACCCCCGAAAACAUGGCUAAAGCAGGAUUCAUUCAUACACCGUCUGAAAAUAGUCCCGACGUUGCUCAGUGCUUUUUCUGUCUCAAAGAACUGGAGGGAUGGGAGCCUGAGGAUGACCCUUUGAAAGAACACAAGUCCCACUCUCCUCAGUGUGACUUUGUUGCUCUAAAAAAGCCCGUUGAACACUUGACAGUGGAGGAGUUCCUGAAGCUCCAGAAGGAGAGGCAGAAGUUCCAAAUUAGGAAGACGUGCAAUCAAGCCAUCGAUAAAUUUCAAGAGGCAGCAACAGUCAGAAGAGGCCAGAUUAUCAAGACUUCAAUGGGAGAGGAGUGAUCCUUAGCCUGUGAUCACACUGUGUGCUGGACACCGGUCUCUCUGUCUCACUCUUUCAGACGUCAGUUCAGUGGAUGGAGAAAGACUCACCCUUUGUGAGGGUAUACGUAUGUCUUCAGACACAGAUCAACAAGAUUCAAGUUUCAUUUAGCAUAUUUUAAUGGGCAACUCUGAGUGAAAACAUUAAUAUUCAUCUCCUUUGACAAGCUUUGUCAUUGUGUUUGCCAAUUAUAUUUGUAAUACUCUAAAUUGCAGGCCUUUGCAGAAUUUAUUUGUGUAAAUUAAUUAUUUCCAGACUUGUGCGUUUUUAUUCUGUCCACUGAUUUCCUUUAUUUUUUAAUAAAGCCUUUAAGCCUAUA
Sardina pilchardus (European sardine) is the source of this 901-nucleotide messenger RNA. It is a transcript of the gene birc5a, whose product is annotated as baculoviral IAP repeat containing 5a. Bases 114 to 542 code for a protein of 142 amino acids. The transcript is spliced from 4 exons. The record is from RefSeq and is a predicted model, not a curated record. NCBI's taxonomy places the organism in Eukaryota, Metazoa, Chordata, Actinopteri, Clupeiformes, Clupeidae.